Molecule: messenger RNA, 1170 nt
Organism: Castor canadensis (American beaver)
Lineage: Eukaryota; Metazoa; Chordata; Mammalia; Rodentia; Castoridae
Gene: Dnase2b
Product: deoxyribonuclease 2 beta
Biological process (GO): apoptotic DNA fragmentation
Molecular function (GO): deoxyribonuclease II activity
Source: RefSeq, a predicted model, not a curated record
UGGGGAAAUACCCUGCUGCAGCAUAGAAUAAAGGUAACAGAAAAUGACAGCAAGACUUCCAAGAACAACCCUUGCUUUACUCUUUCUUGGCCUCUUUGGGGUCCUAGAGGCACCAACACUAUCGUGCAGAAAUGAAGAAGGUGAUGCUGUGGAUUGGUUUACCUUUUAUAAGUUACCUAAAAGACAAGACAAGGAAGGUAGAGAAACUGGGCUAGAGUACCUCUACCUAGACUCCACAAUUAGAAGCUGGAGGAGGAGUGAGCAACUAAUGAAUACCAGCAGGAGUGUUCUGGGAAGGACCUUACAACAGCUUUAUGAAGCUUAUGCCUCCAAGGGUAACGACACAGCUUAUCUAAUAUACAAUGAUGGAGUCCCUAAAUCUGUGAAUUACAGCAGAAAGUAUGGACACACCAAAGGUUUGCUGCUGUGGAACAGAAUCCAGGGGUUCUGGCUGAUUCAUUCCAUUCCCGGGUUUCCUUCAGUUCCCGAAGAAGGCUAUGAUUAUCCAUCUACAGGGAGACGAAAUGGACAAAGUGGGAUCUGCAUAACUUUCAAGUACAACCAGUAUGAAGCGAUAGAUUUUCAGCUCUUGGUCUGCAACCCAAACAUCUAUAGCUGUUAUAUCCCGGCCACCUUUCACCAGGAACUUGUCCACAUGCCCCAGCUGUGUGCCAGGUUCAACUUACCAAAGAUCCCUGGUCGGCACCUCACCACACUUCAGUCAGCCCAGGGACAAAACUUCCUCCACUUUGCAAAAUCUGACUCUUUUCUUGAUGACAUCUUUGCAGCAUGGAUGGCUCAACAAUUGAAGACACACUUGCUAACAGAAACUUGGCAGCGAAAGAAACAAGAGCUUCCUUCAAACUGCUCCCUUCCUUACCAUGUCUACAAUAUCAAAGCCAUAAAGAUAGCUCAACAAUCUUAUUUCAGUUCUUACCAGGACCAUGCUAAAUGGUGCAUUUCCCAAAAGGGCACCAAAAAUCGCUGGACAUGUAUUGGAGACCUAAAUCGGAGCCCACACCAAGCCUCCAGAAGUGGAGGAUUCAUUUGUACCCAGAAUUGGCAUAUUUACCAAGCAUUUCAAAGAUUAGUUUUAUAUUAUGAGGACUGUAACUAGACUUAGGGAAAGGACAUAUAUACUCAUUGAAAACAUUGAUAAUGAGAUUUCUU